Nannospalax galili (Upper Galilee mountains blind mole rat) is the source of this 551-nucleotide messenger RNA. RefSeq names its product translocase of inner mitochondrial membrane 8 homolog B (gene Timm8b). The record is from RefSeq and is a predicted model, not a curated record. The coding region runs from base 75 to 326 and encodes 83 amino acids. Lineage: Eukaryota; Metazoa; Chordata; Mammalia; Rodentia; Spalacidae. The transcript has 2 exons.
GGGCGGGGGGGGGGGGCGCUGUCCCUGCGCAUGCGCAAGCCUCCUUGCCCAAGGUCUAGCAGCUCACGUUGACCAUGGCUGAGCUGGGUGAAGCGGACGAAGCGGAGUUGCAGCGCCUGGUGGCCGCUGAGCAGCAGAAGGCGCAGUUCACCGCGCAGGUCCAUCAUUUCAUGGAACUAUGUUGGGAUAAGUGUGUGGAAAAGCCAGGAAAUCGACUAGACUCCCGCACUGAAAACUGUCUAUCUAGCUGUGUGGACCGCUUCAUUGACACUACGCUUGCCAUCACUGGCCGCUUUGCCCAGAUUGUACAGAAAGGCGGGCAGUAGGUCUCUCGGAAGAAUGACGGAAGAUGCAAAGACUUAUCACUAAGCAGAUUGGAUGGCCAGUGGAGAAAGAGUUGUAAACCCAGCGUCCACAUAGUACCAGGCAGUUACCAAGUCUGUUGGCACUAAAAAGUAGAUCAAAUGUUCAAAAAGUGAAAUUUUAUUUAUUUGGAAUCCAGUAAUUCCAGGUUGUAUCACACCAGUUAUUCAAUAAAUGUGACAUCUCCA